GCCCGUCGCGACAUGGCCUAACCCUAAACCCCGCCGGACCGACCCACCCUUCCUUCCUCGCCGACAUGGCCGACGCCACCGACCAGCCUCCCUACGGCGACGAGAACCGGUCCGAAGGCGGCUCCCGGCGCGUCGACACGCCGUACCCGGCGGAGGGCCUCAACCUCCCCUCGCUUCGCGAGCUCUACGACCUGCCGACCUCGCCGGAGCUCCUCUUCGACCGGGAGCGCCGCGAGGGCCGCACCUGGGGAGAGAACCUCAGCCUCUACGCGGGCUCCGGCUACCUCGCCGGCUGCGCGUCGGGCGCGGCCGUGGGCCUCCGCCGCGCCGCGGCGCAGUCCGAGCGCGGCGAGACCGCCAGGCUCCGCGCCAGCCGCGCGCUCACCCAGUGCGGUGCCGUGGGACGCGCGUACGGGAGGCGGCUCGGCAUCAUCGGGCUGCUCUUCGCGGGGGUCGAGAGCGCAGCGGCCGGGCUCCGCGGCGAGGACGACUGGAAGAACACCAUCGCCGCGGGCCUGGGGGCUGGCCUGCUCUAUCGUUCCGGGGCCGGGCCGCGGUCUGCGGUCUUCGGUUGCGUCGUCGGGGGACUGAUGGCCGGCGCAGCAGUCGUGGGGAAUCAAGCUCUCCAGAGAUACGUGCCUGAUCUGAAGUUAUAAACAGAAAUCCCUGACGUACUAAUAAGUUUCAACCUACCGGGUUGAGUUCGGCAGUAGUAAUUAGGCUAGUUAAGGUAUUAUGCACAUGACAUUUGUACAAAUUUCCAAGCUUUGCUGAUGACUACAUUCCUAGGGUGCAAUCUCUGUCCUGAAUUCAAUAAUGGUGGGUUCGUACUAGGAAUGGUUUUGAAGAUUCAAGUAAUCAAGUUGAAUGCU
This is a messenger RNA of Panicum virgatum (switchgrass), 872 nucleotides long. Its product is annotated as mitochondrial import inner membrane translocase subunit TIM23-2-like. Gene Ontology annotation, cellular component: TIM23 mitochondrial import inner membrane translocase complex; mitochondrial inner membrane. The transcript has a single exon. The record is from RefSeq and is a predicted model, not a curated record. NCBI's taxonomy places the organism in Eukaryota, Viridiplantae, Streptophyta, Magnoliopsida, Poales, Poaceae. Gene Ontology annotation, biological process: protein import into mitochondrial matrix. Bases 66 to 656 code for a protein of 196 amino acids. Gene Ontology annotation, molecular function: transmembrane protein transporter activity.